AUGGGUCGCGGAGAGUAUGCAGAACUUCAUGCUGCUGUGCGGGAGGGUGAGACUGGGCAGGCGGAGCUGGCCAAGGUCGAGUUGCUGGACGAGUUGCUGGUCGGGGACAACGACGGGCGGAACGUGCUGAUGGUCGCUGCUGCAUCGGGUCACCCUGCUAUGGUUGCGGCUGUGCUGGCGACUGCAUCGCGAACUGCUGGUGAUGGUGGCAUGGAUGCCGUGGUCAAGACUCUUGCUGAUGCUCGGGAUCAUGCCGGGAAUGACGUCUUUAUGUGGGCAACAACUGCGAGACCGCAUGCCAGGGUUGUCGAGUUGGUGGCGCUCUUGUCGGAGCUCCUGCCGCUGCCAGAGACUCUCCCGCACUGGGCGGCCAUGUCGGGCAAUGCUCCGCUGAUGGCUUUUCUCAGUGAUCGCUCGGGCGUCUCUGCCAUCUGUGACUCGCUUGAUGUCCACGGUCGAACUCCGCUCCACUAUGCUGCUUUGCACAACGCCGCCGAUGUAGUGGCGCUGGUGCUUGAUGCCGGCGCAGAUUCUGCCACCCGCGAUGCCGACGGCUGCACACCGCUGCAUCUUGCUGCUGCUGGCGGUGCGGCGGCGGCAGCGGCGGUUGUUCUGGCGAGCCUCGACGAGCUGGCCGCUCGGGAGGCUGUCGCUGCCAAGGACGUCCGCGGCGCACUGCCGCUGCAUCUGGCGGCGUUUGGUGGUGACGGUGCGGCGGCAACAGCCGGCACGCUGGUUGCUGCCGGCUCUCCGGUCGAUGCCAAGGAUAGCGAGGGCCGGACGCCACUGAUGUGGGCCGCACGCGAGGCCAACCCGGCGCUGGUCGGGGUGCUCCUUGCGCACGCGGCUUCGCCGUUUGCCACCGAUGUCGAGGCCAACUCGGUUGCGUUCUACGCUGUAGUCUCCAACUCGCUUGCUACCUUGGCGCCCAUUCUGGGCGCGGCCCUUCGGUUGUCCACGCCAAUCCGCUGCCGGAUGCGUUCUCGUGCCCCAAUGCUCCGGGCGCUACUGGACGCAGGCGCCUCGCCAGUGGUGCAGGACGCCAACAUGCGGCAGCCGAUUCAUCUUGCAGCUGCGACCAACAACGUGUCGGCGCUCGCCGAGCUGCUCUCCUCGGGCGCGCAUGCUGAUGCCGCCGACGCCGUCGGCUCCUCACCGCUGCACUGCGCCGCGUUUGCCGGUGCUGGUGCUGCUGUUGCGGCACUGCUUGCCGCCACACCGCCGGCCGACGUCAACUCGAUUGACACCUCCAAGCACACGCCGCUGCACUGGGCGGCACAUGCGGGCUCGGGCGCGUGCAUCGCGCGACUUGUGCGAGCUGGUGCUGACGUAACAAGCAUCGACAACGACGCCAUGCGGGCGUACGACCACGCUCUACUUGCCCCGAUGGACGACUCGACCCGUGCGGCGGUUCUUGGCGUACUUGAUCCGGUUACGCCCGCGGCCAGGCGCCAUCUGCUACUCGACGAGCUUGAUCGUCGUCCUCCGUCGCCGGAGCGCCGCCCGCGCGAGUCCGCGUCCAAGAAGCGCCGCCGCCGCCGCAAAAGCACAGCGCCAGCUUGGAGCGGCUUGCCGACGCUGAGAGUGUGA
Molecule: messenger RNA, 1590 nt
Organism: Thecamonas trahens ATCC 50062
Lineage: Eukaryota; Apusomonadida; Apusomonadidae
Exons: 2
Coding region: 1-1590 (529 amino acids)
Molecular function (GO): protein binding
Source: RefSeq, a predicted model, not a curated record